AUUGAUUAUUAUAAAUGUUUUUAUAUGUAAAACAUCACCUUCUCAUAGAUGAAUGUAAAAAACUGUUGUAUUUACUACACUUAUGAGGUUAAUUUCAGUGAUAUAGUAUGAAAGGCUAAAAUACAUUUAUCGUACAAUUUAUAGUUAUUUAUUUAAAAAAUUAUUCUGUGCAAAUAAUAAAUGUAACUUAAUCAAUGAUAUUUAAUUUUAAGUGACUACAUUUACUUUUUUAUACAGCCUAUAUAUAUACACUUUUUCGUCUCUUAUUCCCCCGUUUUAUGUUCCAUGGUACUUGACAAACAUAGUUGUUAGAUUGAUAAUUAUUACAAAUGACCGUGUCAAGUUAUUAAAAUUUAUUGAAAGAGUAAAUAAAUAUUCUACAAAGGUAGCAUGACUUCUGUUAGUGAAGGUAGUUCGUUACCUAAAACGAAAAAACCAUCCGAUAGUGCAUUCAAACAGCAGCGUUUACCUGCUUGGCAACCAAUACUUACUGCUGGAACUGUUUUGCCAACAUUUUUUGUAAUUGGAAUUGCUUUUAUACCAGUUGGAGUUGGAUUACUUUAUUUUUCUGAGCAAGUCAAAGAAUAUAUUAUAGAUUAUACAGACUGUAAUGCUACCAACUUUCAUUAUGCAAAUGGAGUGCCUUAUAAAUGUGCAGAAGUUAUAGCAAAAAAUCGUUCAGAACCUUGUUAUUGUGAAAUAAAUUUUAGUUUACCCUGUGAUUUUAAUGGAAAAGUUUACAUGUAUUAUGGUCUGACUAAUUUUUAUCAGAAUCACAGACGGUAUGUAAAAUCACGCGAUGAUAAUCAGUUAUUAGGAAAAUUAAGCGAUAUUGUCUCUGGUGACUGUGAACCAUUUGCCUAUGAUGGUGACAAGCCUAUCGCACCAUGCGGUGCUAUUGCUAAUUCAUUAUUCAGUGACAAACUAGAACUAUUUUCAAUGAAACAUAAUAAGUCUGUACCAUUAUUAAAAACUGGAAUAGCUUGGCCUUCGGAUAAGAAUAUUAAAUUUAGAAAUCCUGAUGGUGAUUUAAGAGAAGCAUUCAAGAACUUUGCAAAACCAAAGAAUUGGACUAAAUACAUUUAUGAUUUAGAUAAAGAAAAUGAAAGUAAUAAUGGUUUCCAAAAUGAAGAUUUAAUUGUUUGGAUGAGAACUGCUGCAUUACCAACUUUUAGAAAGCUUUAUCGUAGGGUUAAUCAUACUGCAAAUGGGUUUACCUUAGGUCUGGUAGAAGGAAACUAUCAACUUACUGUUACAUAUUCAUAUUCUGUGUCUGCUUUUGAGGGCAGGAAAAGAAUGAUCUUAAGUACUACAUCUCUUCUUGGUGGAAAAAAUCCUUUUCUUGGUAUAGCUUAUAUAGUAGUAGGGUGUGUCUGUUUAUUGUUAGGCAUUACACUACUAAUAAUACACAUCAAAUGUUCCAAAAGCAAACUAAUGUAAAGAUGACUGCAACAAAGUAUGCUUAGGGCACCAUAAUUGUUCUUUGCAACAGAGAUGAUCAAUGUGAGUCCAACAACACCGUACCAAGAAUAAUUGCACAGUUAUUAUAUGUAUUGAAGAACAUUGUGGAUAUUCUGCAUUUAAUUUGUAAGUGUUAAUAUAAUGUACUUUAUUUUAACUUCUAUAAUAUAUGUGUAGGCAAAAUUGGUAAUAAAAUAGAUAAUUAGAUAAAAUUGUUUUAUCUUCAAAAAUUUAUUUAAUGAUACAAAUUUUAUGUUUUUUUAAAUAGAUAUUUCAGUACAGGUUUUGAGGCACUUGUAUAUUGAGUAUUAUGAUGCCAGGAGCAUUAUCUUAUUUCUUAUUGUUAUAUAUUCUUAUAUAAAAAAGAAGCUAGUGUGUAAUUAUAUACUAUUCAUGCAGAAUAAAAAAUAUAUAAUUA
Molecule: messenger RNA, 1879 nt
Organism: Osmia bicornis bicornis
Lineage: Eukaryota; Metazoa; Arthropoda; Insecta; Hymenoptera; Megachilidae
Gene: CDC50
Product: cell cycle control protein 50A
Exons: 5
Coding region: 391-1440 (349 amino acids)
Cellular component (GO): Golgi apparatus; plasma membrane; endoplasmic reticulum
Source: RefSeq, a predicted model, not a curated record